This is a messenger RNA of Myotis myotis, 366 nucleotides long. Its product is annotated as ral guanine nucleotide dissociation stimulator-like. NCBI's taxonomy places the organism in Eukaryota, Metazoa, Chordata, Mammalia, Chiroptera, Vespertilionidae. The record is from RefSeq and is a predicted model, not a curated record. The transcript is spliced from 2 exons. Bases 1 to 366 code for a protein of 121 amino acids.
AUGACACAGGACCACAGAUUGGGUGGAAGGUUCCUGAUGCCUCCUGGCUCAGUACCCACUCUGUCUUUGCAGAGCUCCAAGGAGGACAUCAUUGAGGUGCUGGCCCAUGGACCCGACUACACCACCUACGGGGUCAGGGUGCAGGUGCACGAGGCUGACGACACAGACGAGUGCCUGUCUGAGUGUGCAGCUGAGCGAACUGGUAACCUGCAUGAGUCCUGCAGGAUGCAGGCCCUCCAGGAAGGCACCUCGGAGAAGGUGGCCAUGGCCAUGGUACCAGCUUUCCCGGGGGGAAUCGUCCCCCACGUCUCCACGCUGGCCUGCUCCAGAGCCCAACGGUUCCUGGACGAGCUUCUAACUAGGUGA